AUCCUUGCGUCAUAUCCGGCGAUGGCGAAUGUCUUUGUUGAUGAACAAGAAAUAUCCUGGUUGAGAUUAUUCAUAGCCUACAACUGUUGUGUGGUCACUGAAAUUAUCCCAGCUUUAGUUUUCCGUUUGAAGUGAUAAGUAGAACAGAAUGUCAGGCGAUAUAAAUCGCCAGUUAAGUCACAUGUCAGAGGCAUCAUCAAUAGGAAGCGAUGGCAACUCCUCUGAAGACAUGGAUGAAGAUAUUGACCAUAGCUACUAUGACGACACAUCAGAUGAUUUAGGUCUGGACUGUCCAAGUAAAACGGAUGACCCUGAGUAUUUUGAAUAUGAACCUCUUCAGCUGAUUGACGCAGAGAGAAUGCUGAAUGAAGAAAUUGAAGCCUUGUGUACAAGGCUGGAGGUUAAUCCUUCAAUGGCCAAAAUGCUAUUACUACGACACAAUUGGAGUAAAGAAGAAAUUAUUGACAACUAUCAACGCAAUCCAACAGAAUAUUUAAUUGAAAGCCACCUUGCCAGUAGAAGAAAGCAUGACAAUUUGAUUGGCCAGCGCCCCAUGUGUUCUGUCUGCUGUAUAGAAUACCCCCGGGACAGAUUUUUCCGAGUUGCUUGUGGUCAUAGUUUUUGUAGAGACUGCUGGGAUAUGCAUUUUCAAAUACAAAUUCAAGAUGGCAUUACUACUGGUAUUGAAUGCAUGGCAAAAGAAUGCCUGGUUCUGGUAACAGAAGAUUUUGUUUGUGAAAUUCUAACUCAGCCCAAACUCAGAGACAAGUAUUCCAAAUUUUCUUUUAACGACCUCAUUAAGUCCCAUCCCAACCUCAGAUUUUGCCCAGGUAUAGACUGCUCAGUAAUCAUCAAGGCUAAAGAACCUAAAGCAAAGAAAGUGGAAUGUCAGUCAUGCAAGGCUGCAUUUUGCUUCAAGUGUGGCAUAGCCUACCAUGCACCAACUGAAUGUGAUGUAAUCAAGCGGUGGCUUACCAAAUGUGAAGAUGACUCUGAGACAGCUAAUUACAUCAGUGCCCACACUAAAGACUGCCCCAAGUGCCAUGUGUGUAUAGAGAAAAAUGGAGGCUGCAACCAUAUGCAAUGUCCUGAAUGCAAGCAUGAUUUCUGUUGGAUGUGCUUAGGUGACUGGAAAACCCAUGGGAGUGAAUAUUAUGAAUGCAGUCGUUACAAAGAAAACCCAAACAUAGCCAACGAAUCAGUGCAUGUCCAAGCGAGGGAAGCCUUAAAGAAAUAUCUCUUCUACUAUGAGAGGUGGGAGAACCAUGCCAAAAGUUUACAGUUAGAAGAAACAACAACAGCCAAAAUCACAGCCCGCACUCAUGAGAAGGUGAUGAACAACCAGGGAACUUGGAUUGAUUGGCAGUAUCUGCUGCGCGCUGCUGGACUUCUCAAAAAGUGCCGAUACACCCUCCAGUACACAUACCCUUAUGCCUAUUACAUGGAGAAAGGCCCAAGAAAAAUCCUGUUUGAGUACCAGCAGGCACAGUUAGAAGCUGAAGUAGAAAAUCUAUCCUGGAAAGUUGAAAGGGCAGAGAUUACAGACAGAGGGGUUUUAGAAAACCAGAUGGAUGUUGCUGAAAAGCGGAGACAGACGUUACUGAAAGAGUUUUUGGAUGUACAGGGAGUUUAACCCACUCAUGUCUGCCCUAGAAGAUCCUGCAGCUUGUGAACAAGGAGUGUGUUGUUUAAAUACCUUAGAAAGAUGCAAUUCCUGUUUACUGCAGUAUUCUCCAUUUAGCAUCAAACAUUCAAAAUGGUCAAUCCAAAUAGUCAUGGUUACACUGCCUAGUACACCACAUGGUCAAUUGUGUUGGCGCUGGUUAAUUUAAAUCUAACAAACCAGUUAGCGUAUUUGUCAUUUUGUUAUCAAUGGGAUAUAUCUAAACUUUUUAGGAUCAUUUUGUGACUACUUAAUUGAUUGCUAAAAAUAUAACUCACUCUGCUGGUACAUAAGCGGUAAAUUCAUUGAUAAUAAAUGUAUUUUUAUGCGUAGAAUAACCUAUUCCACAGAAAAUGAAAUAAUCAUCUGUUUACUCUGCCUUACCUUGACUAGUAUGUUUUUUUAAAUUAAUUCAUUACAAGCUGUUGAGUUUUUAAUGUUUGGUUCAAGUAGUUGCUAAUUGGUUGGCGUACAGGCCGGUUGUGUUGAGAAGCCCACGUUCAGGUUGUGAGCUGACUCUAGAGAUCCAUGUACAUGUUAGUUUGAUGAAUGGCUGCAUGUUCCUUCAACUAUAUAACAAGACCCUUUCAGUAAUGGAUAUGACUGGCGUAUAAGAACUGCAUGUGGAAAAUGUGACAUUGUUUACUACCAUUAAAGGAGAGUUGUACAUUUUUUUUACCUGACUCAUACCCUGCAAAAUCUCAAGUGUUUUAUUUCUUGCUCAUUUUUUAUCGGCUGUUGAUUUUGGUCUAAGUGGCAUGUACAUUUGAAUGGCUGAUAAUGAAAGAGUAAUUUAUUUUUGCGUGUUUUUCUUUCAUUUGUUUCAACUGGGUGAUUCGUUUUCUCAUCAUAUUCCAUUUUUAUUUUAAACUUAACAGUCCAAAGUGAUCUAUUUUCUGUAUAUUUGAAUGGAGGUUUUAACUUAUUGUGCUCUGCUUGGUUGAGCGAUUGCUUUCAGGUUUACUUUUGGUUACUCAUUAGAUUCUGGAUGAUUGGCAAUUUAAAUUUCUUGUUGUUUUUCACAUAAAAAUAUUUCAAAAUUCUUUAUUUGUACAUAAGUAAACAAAUUUUUUGUGAGUUGCAAGUCAUGAGGCAUUUGAAGUUACUAUCUUUAGUUAACAACCUACUGCUCUUAAUGUUAAAGAUUGCAGAGAUAAUUAUCAAGUUACUUUUUUAGCUUCAGAAUUGUUUUUAAUUUCACAAUUGAGCUGAAAAUCUCAGCGGAUGAUAAUUUAAGUGAAACCAUUGUUAUAUCAGUAAGAAAAUACUCCAAACAAAACUUUCAAAACUGAUUCUAUCUUAAACUGUUCACUAGUUUACCAGCUUGAGAAAGAAAUGGCACUUAACAUUAUCUGUGUCUGCUUAGAAAUUACUUAUUACAGGAAAUAAUAAUUAUAUUUUGAUUACUGAUUCAAGAAUAAUUGUAUUUUGAAAACCAGAACUUAACUUGUUGCUGUGUUAAGGAUAUCAUAGGUUGUUGUCAGCAGAGCUGUGUAGUUUAUUUCUGCCAGGCAGCAUUAGCUCAGGAUUCACACAGCAUUUCAUGUUUCACUUAUGUUGAGACCAUUUGUUAAAAACAUGCUUUAGAUUGCUUUUUUAUGUAAUUUUUUUUCCCCAAAUGUAACUUGAAAAUAUAAAACAAUGUGUAACAAUAAAUACAUUUAUUUACAAUUUAAAAAUUCACCAAUUUUAAUUAUCCUGCAUUAGAAACUAAUUAUAUAGAAAAUAUAGCUGGUUCAAUACAGUUUUAGACAUGCUAAACUAUUAGCUGGUAAGGCACCAAACUAAUCUGCUUGCUUACAAUGAUUUUUUUUAGCUCUACCUUGCCACCUAAAUGCUAUAAAUAGAUUGUAUGGUGUUGAAAUUGUGGCAGAUGUCAGUUUACAGUAGAGUGAAAUUUAAAUGUUUUUAUUUUAACCAAUGAGCCAUUCAUAUUGAUUGUAUUGUCAAUGUAAAAUAAGAUACAAAUAAAAACCAAAUCUUAAA
Messenger RNA from Physella acuta, 3649 nucleotides. RefSeq names its product putative E3 ubiquitin-protein ligase ariadne-2. Lineage: Eukaryota; Metazoa; Mollusca; Gastropoda; Physidae. Gene Ontology annotation, biological process: protein ubiquitination. The record is from RefSeq and is a predicted model, not a curated record. Gene Ontology annotation, molecular function: zinc ion binding; ubiquitin-protein transferase activity.